UCAAUGGCGAGUUAGCAGUAGUAGUAGAGUACAGUCACCAAAGCCAAGGCGGCCGGGGGAGGCAGGUAACUGGGUAGCUAGAGAGAUCAUCGAUGGCUGUGUCACGCUCCGGCGAAGCGGGCGUGGCCACCGGCGACACCGCCGACGCUGACCGUGCCCGGCUGCACCAGCUCGGCUACAAGCAGGAGCUCAAGCGUGGCCUGUCCCUCAUGUCCAACUUCGCCUUCUCCUUCUCCAUCAUCUCGGUGAUGGCCGGCGUGACGACGACGUACAACGGGGGCCUGCGCUACGGCGGGCCGGCGUCCAUGACGCUGGGUUGGCUCGUGGUGGCGGCGUUCAACGGCUGCGUCGCGCUCUCCAUGGCCGAGAUCUGCUCUGCCUACCCGACCUCCGGCGGGCUCUACUACUGGAGCGCCAAGCUCGCCGGCGAUAAGUGGGCGCCUCUUGCCUCAUGGGUCACCGGCUGGUUCAAUAUCGUGGGGCAGUGGGCUACCACCACGAGCACGGACUUCUCUCUGGCGCAGCUCGUCCAGGUGAUCGUCCUGCUCGGCACCGGUGGAGCCAACGGCGGCGGCUACAUGGCCUCCAAGUACGUCGUCCUGGCCAUCCACGGCGUCUUCCUCAUCCUGCACGGCCUCAUCAACAGCCUACCUAUCCGGUGGCUGUCCUGGUUCGGCAAACUCGGUGCUUUUUGGAACACAGCAGGUUUCUUUACAUUGGUAAUCUUGAUCCCAACGGUGGCCAAGGAGAGGUCGAGCACCAAGUUCAUCUUCACGCACUUCAAUGACGACAAUGGCAUGGGUGUCCACGGCAAGGCUUACAUCCUGGCCCUCGGGCUCCUCACUAGCCAGUACUCUCUGCUCGGCUACGAUACGUCUGCUCACAUGAUCGAAGAAACGAAGAAUGCAGACUGGAGCGGGCCGAUGGGGAUCAUCACAUCUGUGGCUCUGUCGACCACGUUCGGGUGGAUCUUCUUGGUGUCCCUGACAUCGAUCGUGACGGACAUACCGUACUUGUUGGAUCCGGCCAACGAUGCCGGCGGCUACGCCGUUGCUCAGGCUCUGUAUACCGCCUUCAACAGGAGGUACGGUAGCGGCGUGGGAGGGCUAGUCUGCGUCGGGAUCGUCGCUGUCGGCAUCUUCUUCGCCGGCGCCAUGUGCAUAGCCAGCAACUCAAGGAUGGGGUACGCCUUCUCGAGGGACAGGGCGAUGCCGUUCUCGCAUGUGUGGCAGCGGGUGAGCAAGAACGAGGUGCCGCUCAACGUCGUCUGGCUCUCCGCCGUUGUGGCCUUCAUAAUGGCUCUCACGUCUCUAGGGAGUUUGGUGGCGUUCCAGGCCAUGGUGUCGAUCUCAACACUCGGGCAGUACAUUGCCUACGCGCUGCCCAUCUUCUUCCGGGUGACGACGGCCCGGAAAUCGUUCGCCCCCGGACCAUUUCACCUUGGGCGGUACGGGGUGUUUAUCGGCUGGGCUGCCGUCCUCUGGGUGGCCUUCCUCACCGUGCUCUUCUCGUUGCCUGUGGCGUACCCGGUAGCCCAGGAAAACUUGAACUACACGCCGGUGGCAGUCGGCGGCGUGCUGCUGCUCAGCCUGGCCGCCUGGGUGAUCAAUGCACGGUUCUGGUUCAAAGGGCCCAUCACCAAUUUUUCGAUAAAGGGAAUAUAUUAAUAUCAAGAA
This is a messenger RNA of Lolium perenne, 1676 nucleotides long. RefSeq names its product amino-acid permease BAT1 homolog. Gene Ontology annotation, cellular component: membrane. Gene Ontology annotation, molecular function: L-alanine transmembrane transporter activity; gamma-aminobutyric acid transmembrane transporter activity; L-lysine transmembrane transporter activity. The record is from RefSeq and is a predicted model, not a curated record. Gene Ontology annotation, biological process: gamma-aminobutyric acid transport; transmembrane transport. NCBI's taxonomy places the organism in Eukaryota, Viridiplantae, Streptophyta, Magnoliopsida, Poales, Poaceae.